This is a messenger RNA of Gongylonema pulchrum, 330 nucleotides long. The record is from the annotation of a GenBank genome assembly. NCBI's taxonomy places the organism in Eukaryota, Metazoa, Nematoda, Chromadorea, Rhabditida, Gongylonematidae.
CAUUUUUAUCAGCAGCGUCCAAUCAGGCUCGAUCAUUUGCAACAAUCACCGGUGCCGACGACACGUCCGGAAUCGUUACCAACGGGUCCAAUAUACGCGGAAACAUCCACUUCAGUAUUCAGUCCAUCUGGAGGUGAAGGGACUGCUGCUCUUGGGAAAGAUGAUGAUGAAGUAGCAUCGACAAGUAGCUCGCAGAACGGUUCUUCUGCUCCAAUGGUACCUACAACAACCUGCACGGUGUGCGAUAAAAAUUCUUCACAUGCGGCUGCACUGGAAGUCCACACGGGGUUAGUUUCCGACAGAACUCAACUUUCCUGUGCGUCCUCUUAG